Molecule: messenger RNA, 7500 nt
Organism: Vespa crabro (European hornet)
Lineage: Eukaryota; Metazoa; Arthropoda; Insecta; Hymenoptera; Vespidae
Product: ribosomal protein S6 kinase alpha-5-like
Exons: 8
Coding region: 3091-5958 (955 amino acids)
Biological process (GO): protein phosphorylation; intracellular signal transduction; regulation of DNA-templated transcription
Molecular function (GO): protein serine/threonine kinase activity; magnesium ion binding; ATP binding
Source: RefSeq, a predicted model, not a curated record
AUUGUAUGUUCGGUAGUUCACGUAUACAAAAACAUUAUAUUUACCUUCUUUAUAUUUAUCGUUGUCAAUCCCAUCAUCCAUCAUCGUCAUUAUCAUCUAUAUCAUCAUCCAUCAUUGUUGGUUGGCAAUUUUUCCCUCCCACCCCCACCCUCGCUCCCCAGCCACCCUUCCCUGCUUUCCUUUUAUCUCAAUAUAAUAUCUGAAUACCUAGAAGGCUUACAGGUUGGCAAACUUUUUACGAACGAAUUAUUGCGCACGUGUUUAAAAGCCUUACAACAACUUUCAUCUAUAUAAUAUCUAUCUACCUAUUUAUCGUCGUUGUCAGCGAAAGUGUGACCCAACGUGGUUUUUAAUCUCAAUCGGCUUUCCGUCUUGUUGCGCUUAAUAUAGAUAAUAUAUAUAUAUAUAUAUAUUAAUAAAAAAAAAAAAAAAAAAUAAAGAGAAAAAGAAAAAGAAAAAUAAAAAGAGAAAUAAAUAAAAGCAACUUCUUUAGAGUUUUAGAUUGUCCAGACACAACACCGGAAGAAUAGAUUAUAAAAGAGAUUACGUGCUCUCCCGCGCGUGUGUAUGUGCGUGUACGUGUGCGUGCGUGCGUGCGCACGCGUGUGUGCGUACGUGUGUGUGUCGCGUGUGCGUGCAUAAGUACAUGUACGUACUUUGAAAAGUACCGAUAAGAACACAUUCUGAUAUGGAUUAGAUGAAACAAACUGAUGAAAGCUCUUUAAAACGGAAAGAAAGAAAGAAAGAAAGAAAGAAAGAAAAAGAGAUAGAGAGAUAAAGAGAUAGAGAGAGAGAGAGAGAGAGAGAGAGAAAGAGAGAGAAGUAUCUCAGUUAAAAAUAAAAGCUCAGUGGACCAACGGGAAGAUCGUAUGAGAGAAUUCAAAGGAGAUAAAAAAUAUUCCAAUAUAAGAAGUAAGAAAUUGUCGAAAUAAAAGAGAGAGAGAGAGAGAGAGAGAGAGAGAGAGAGAGAGAGAGAGAGAGAGAGAGAGAAAUAAUAUCGUACAUGUAUGUAUAUUUAUAUGACAAAUCUGUGAGAAGGUCCAAGGUCAAAGAUCGUACUUGCAGUGUAAUCUCUUCUCCUUUUCUUCCUCCCUCUAUCUCCUCCUCAUCCUUUUACUUCUUCUUCUUCUCUUCAUCCCUCUCUCCUACUUAUACCCCACCUUUUCCCUCUUCUUCCCCUCCUUCUUCUUUUCUUCUUCUACUUUUUCUUUUUCCUCCUCCUCCCCUUCUUCUUCUUCUUCUUCUUCCUCCUCCUCCUUCUCCUCCUCCUCGUCCAUCACUACCACCACCACCACCACCACCACCACCAUCUUCUCUUGGAUCGGUCGACGUCGUAGCGGCGCAACGAGCAUCGCAACGAAAGUGUGUCAGUAGGAUAACGACGAAGGCACGAAGCACAACCUCAUCUCUCGUCGUAGUCGUAGUCGUAUUCGUCGUCGUACUCGUCGUAGUCGUCGUAAUCGUAGUCGUCUUCGUCGUUCCCCAACGGCAACUAUAUUUCGUUUUUCUUUUUUUUUUUUUUCCCCCUUUAUCCUCUUCGAAGCGACACUUUUACACGAGUUUUUUAUUUUUUCCCUUUUCUCUCGUCGCGUGUUGUGCCAUUUAAACGGCAAAAUAACGUCCGAAGGAAUUGGAACACGUCGGCAACGAACUACUAUCAAAUAUACAACUUUAUAACUACCACUAUUAUCAGCAUCACCAUCACUACUAUUACUACUACCUACUACUACUACUACUACUAUUACUACUACUAUUACUACUGCUACUAGUACUCAUUACGGCUAUAGUAUUACUACAGCUGCUAGUGUUACUGUUGCUGUUGUUGCGCUGUUACUAUUACUUCUACUAUUACUACUAUUACUACUACUAUUAUUAUUAUUAUUAUUACUACCAACAUCACCGCCAUUGCUAUUACUAUUUUGUUACAGUAAAAGAAACGCGAAAGAAUUCGUUACGACACGUUCGGCCACAUCGUCUAGAAUCGAAUUUCAAUUCGCCAUUUAUUUCUUUCCCCCCCCCCUCCCCUCUCCCCUCCCCAAUCACCCACCCACCCACUUUCGGUUCGGUUCAGUUCACUAACUCGCUUCGCUCGCUCGCUCGCUCGCUCGCUCAGUUUUACUUCACCUUUACUUUAUUUUACUUCUACUUCUACUUCUACUCUAUACUCUACUCUACUCUACUUUACUCUAUUCUACUUUAUUCCGUUCUUCUUCACGUUCUCCACUCGUAGACAGUUUUUCUUUUUUUCUUUUUCCUUCUUCGUUUUAUCUCUCGUGUCUUCUUAACAUUUUUGCCAUUUCAUCGUAAAGAAGAAGAAGAGAUAAAGAAGAAAGAGAAAGAUUUAAGAAGAAAAAGAAGAAGAAGAAGAAGGGAUAAGGAAGAAAGAGAAAGAUUUAAGAAGAAGAAGAAUCACGACGUCGAUGUCACGGCGGAAAAAGAGCGAGUUCCUUCGCGAGAAAGAGAGGGAUAACGUUGUUGCGUCAUGAUCGUAAUCGACGAGAGGCGUGACAUCAGUAAAAAAUUAUAAUAAUAAUAAUAAUAAUAGUAAUAAUAAUACAUCGUACACACGUAUACGAAGCGACACGUGAAGAAAAAAAGAAGAAGAAGAAGAAGAAGAAGAAGAAGAAAAAAAUUAGGACGAGAGAGAUUUAUAGAGGAGAAAAACGAUCAACUAGAGAAAGAAAGGAAGGAAAGAAGGAAAUAAAGAAAAAAAAGGAAGAAGUAGUAAUAGUAGAAAUAGAAUGACUCGAUUAUUAAUAAAUUAAUUCGUUAUAGAGUGCAAUUAAUUAUUUGAUUUUACCGCCCAUCUGUGUGCUCAGUGACGUAUCUACAAGAUUAAAGAGCUCUAAUAUCGAGUAAUGAAAAUAUAACGAAGGAAGAUAAUUAUAGGGAGAUAAAUAGAUAAAUAAAUAAAUAGAUAAAUAGAUAAAUAGAUAGAUAGAUAGAUAGAUAGAUAGAUAGAAAGAGAGAGAGAGAGAGAGAGAGAGAGAGAGAGAGAGAGAGAGAAAAAGAUACAAGAGAAGAGCCAAGAGGGAGGAAAAAAGAAAAAAAAAAAAUAAAAGAGUCAAAAGGAGUUCGAAUUGGCGAAAUAUGUUGAAGAGAAGGGGAGCAUCGAACAAAAUGAAAAAUCCGGAACACGAGAGUGGUUAUUUCGAAGAUGGUAGUGAUGGGAGCGAUGUUGAGGUUAACGUUGAGGAAACGAUAGUAGAUGAAGACAGGAAAUGCGGUUCUGCUUGUUACGGCCUUACCAAGGCCAUCCACAGCCUCGACGUCAGGGACUCUCAUGAACACCUUGCCAAUGGCUAUGAAGACCGAUCGAACGGGGUGAAUCUCGAAGACAGUGGUGGUCAAAGAGUGGAUAUGUCUCAUUUCGAUUUAUUGAAGGUCCUGGGAACCGGAGCUUACGGUAAAGUGUUUCUGGUACGGAAAAGAAUGGGAACCGAUGCUGGUCGUCUUUAUGCCAUGAAGGUCUUGAAGAAAGCCUCGAUCGUACAAAAGAAAAAAACAACCGAACAUACGAAGACCGAGAGGCAAGUUCUCGAAGCUGUUAGGGACAGUCCUUUUUUAGUAACGCUCCAUUAUGCUUUUCAAACUGACGCCAAAUUACAUUUAAUUUUAGAUUAUGUUAGUGGAGGCGAAUUGUUCACUCAUUUAUAUCAACGAGAACAUUUUACCGAAGACGAAGUAAGGAUUUAUAUCGGCGAAGUAAUAUUGGCUUUGGAACGUUUGCACAAGUUGGGUAUCAUAUACAGAGACAUCAAACUGGAAAACAUAUUACUCGAUAGGGAAGGACAUAUAGUCCUUACAGACUUUGGAUUGAGUAAAGAAUUCUUACCGCAUGAAAGAGAUAGCAACGCACGAGCAUACUCGUUUUGCGGUACUAUCGAGUACAUGGCACCGGAAGUGGUACGAGGGGGCUCCGCAGGCCACGAUAUUGCUGUGGAUUGGUGGAGUGUGGGCGUGCUAACUUACGAGCUUCUCACUGGCGCCUCUCCUUUUACGGUCGAGGGAGAGAAAAAUACACAGCAGGAGAUCUCGAGGAGAAUAUUAAAGACCGAGCCACCGAUACCAAGUCAUCUUAAUCCAACAGUAAGAAACUUUAUCUCGCGUUUGUUGGUGAAAGAUCCACGUCAAAGACUAGGCGGUGGACCUCGCGACGCCAAGGAAUUGAAGGAGCAUCCAUUCUUUAAAAAGGCACCGCCACCUUUCACCUGGGAUGCUUUAGAAAAACGACAGAUAGCACCGCCAUUUGUGCCACGUAUAACGCACGAACUUGACACCAGUAAUUUCUCGGACGAAUUUACAAAAAUGGUCGCUGCUGAUAGUCCAGCAGUUGUACCGCCUAAUCACGAUAAAAUUUUUCGGGGUUACUCUUACGUGGCACCAUCAAUAUUAUUCAGCGAGAACGUAGUAAGCAGAGAUAUCUUCUUAGAGGAAACAGAAGCUACUACAGAAUCUCAAAGGCCAUCGGCAUCGGACGUUUUAGCGGCACGAUUCGAAGAGUCAACGUUCUUUCAGACGUAUGAACUUGAUCUACGAGAGGAAGCAUUAGGCGAUGGAAGUUUUUCGGUAUGUCGUAAAUGUCGGCACAGAAAAACGGCUCAGGAAUUUGCUGUGAAGAUCGUUAGCAGGCGUAUGGAUUGUGGUAGGGAAGCUAGCUUGCUACGUAGUUGCCAAGGCCAUCCAAACGUGGUCAAGUUGCUCGAGGUACAUCAAGAUAGAGCGCAUACAUAUCUAGUGAUGGAAUUACUCUCUGGAGGUGAAUUGUUGAGAAGACCAAGGCCAUUCACCGAGCAACAGGCAAGUCGUGUUAUGAGGCAAUUGGCGUCCGCGGUACGUUUCAUGCACGCUCGUGGCGUUGUCCAUAGAGAUCUUAAACCAGAAAAUAUUGUCUUCGUUCACGAAGGCGAAGAUUCGCCGGUCAAGAUCGUUGACUUUGGUUUUGCUAGGAUAAAACGUGGCUGCGAACCAUUACACACACCUUGUUUUACCCUACCUUAUGCAGCACCAGAAGUGAUUGCCAGACAGGGAUACGAUCAGAGUUGCGAUCUAUGGAGUUUAGGUGCAAUAUUGUAUUCCAUAUUAUUCCGUAAUGCAACAAUAUUUGUAAAUGGCUCGCCAGAUCUGGCAUCGCGCAUUAGAUCAGGCGAAAUUAAUUUCGAUUCUAACAGUUGGUGUCAUAUAUCACCUUUGGCCAAGCAAGUGGUAAAAGGUUUAUUGACGGUCGAUCCGAACAAAAGACUCACCGCUAUGGCACUUGCCAAUCAUCCUUGGUUAAUGGAAUCAACUAACACGACCGAUCCAAACGUAUCAGACACUACUACAUCGUGUCUUCCUACAUCAUCGUCGGAUAGACUCGAAGGUUUUCGUUUACGAGAAGUGGAUGGAGCUAAAUUAGCUCAAAGACGUAAAUUACACAAACGUUCGACUUCUAGUUCAGUAUCUUCCUCGGCAUCGACAACUUCCUCCACCCUUUCUGUUCCAUUGGUACGACCAUCCAGCACGAGUACCAACGUAACUACUUCUGCAUCACCUGCUCAACCUAUUGCCUUUGACUUUGGAGAGGAGAAAGUAAACGAAUAUUUGAGUUCGUUGUCGUCUUCCUCCGACUCCAAUUCUCCAAAGAUAAAUAAUCAUCGACAUCCAGAAGGAAAGUCAAAACGACGUAAACGUGACAUGACCGACGACGAUCCUUAUCAACAAGGAUGUUCAAAAACUAAACGACAUAAACGACACAACGAUUUAGACGGCGAAUCAUCCUAUCAAAGUAAUAAUAAUAGAAAUGGACCGGUUACAAGAUCGAGAAAACGAAAAUUAGAACAAAAUGUAUGUAAUUCAGACAGCUCAAUGGAAUCAUAUGGAUCCUCCUCUUAUACCGACAAAAAAGAAGUUAAUGUUCAUCGAAAACAAAAAGCUGGUAAACGGCCCAAACGCUUUACUACGAUCACAGUGGAGUAAUGUUUCCUACAUCGUGUCUCGGAGGUAGUCUUAUUCUCACUUAGUUUCCUAUGCAUUUUACAAUAAAGUAAUAGCGCGCUGCCUUUUGGGAAUUACGUACAAGAUAUUAUAAAUGUUACAUCAUUCCUAAUGCGUGAGAGACAGGUCUUUUAGACUAUUGUAAAUAUGUUUCAUUUUAUGCCAUGUUUUUUAGAAUAACCAAGAGAUAAUAUACGUUCUUGCUAAGGAUUUUUUGUAUAAAAAAGGAUUGCAAAAGGGAAAGGGGGAUAUUAUCAUUAUAUCUUUAUGGUCAGGGUCAAAUCAUUUCGUUUCUGUUAGAUUAACACAAUAGUUAUCAGAUCCCUGCUGUUUUUAUUAUUUCGAUUUAAAUUUUGUUAGCAAAAAAAAAAAAAAAAGAUAAUAUAAAAUAUUUUUCUUUCUUUCUUUUGUGUGUGUGUGUGUGUGUGUGUGUGUCUCUGUGUGUGUGUGUGUGUAAAUAUUUUUCUUUUUUUUUCUUCUCUUCUUUUUUUGUUGUUUCUCUUUUUUCGUUCACAAUUAAGUUUCGCUUGUCUGUGAUCAGCGAAAAGUCAACUAUGCAUUAUGGGUUGUUAGGAUAGAUACGUAGUAAAUGUGCCUCAAUAAAAAUUGUCCAUUUCCUAUGAAUGCAUCGAGUGAAGCGUUGAAUGUAUUGCAAGAUAACAUUUGAAGUAUGUUGACAAGAGUUUACAAAGAGUUCAAAACAAAUUUUAUCAAUCGAAAUUAUUUUAUUUUCUAUAUAUGUAGUAGACGUUUGUUUGUUGAACAGAAGAUGAUGUUAAUCAUUCUAUUUAAUAACACAUUAAACAUUCAACUUUCACGUUAAACAAUAAGAGAUCGAUUAAAAUGUUAAAGAUGAUUUUUUUUUUGUUUUUUUUUGUUUCUUUUUUUUUUUUAGAACCGUUGAGACAUUACGAAGGAAAUGAUAAAAUAAAUGAUUUGUAUUCUUUGAAAAAAAAAAAAAUUAAUUAUGAUCCAAUGGAUCAUUCAUGAUUAAUAAUGAUAUUUGUAUCGCUUACAUACAUGUACAUCUUUUUGGUACUUUAUUUUUUACCAUUCUAUCUGUGCUCUGUUUUCAUCUCAAUUUAACAUAUUAAUUAAUGAGACGUUUACAAAUUAUAUGAGAGGUUCAUUAUGAAAAGAUUAAUCUUGUAUAUGUUUAAUCGAACACAAGAGUGAAUAUAUUUAAUUAUAAAUUAAAUACUUCGCACUGUUAUUCAAAGGUAUGCCGAUUAACGUAAAGAAAUACAAUGUAUUUCUUAAGAAACUGAAGAAAGCAAAGGAAAAAAAAGAAAAAAAAGAAAAAAAAAAAAAAAAGAAAAAAAGCACACAAAAAGAAAAGAAAGAAAAAAAAAACAGAAAACGAAGAAAACCAAACAAAGAACUUUGAUUUAGUAAAUUUUCCGUUUAUAGAUUUCUUGUGAAUUUGGUACAAGUAUGUAAUUCUUCUUAUUUAAAACUAAUAAAAAAAGAAAGAGAUCUUUUUUUUUUCUUUUUUUUUUUUUUUUUUUUUUUUCUUUUGUUUGU